AUGGCCGACGACUAUAGGCGUCAGGGCUUUGAGCUGGAAAGACGGAUUUUUGAGUUAGAUAACAAGUGUGCCACCCUCAGGACAGAAAAACAAGAUGAUGACUAUUUACAGAAUGCUUCUGCCAUUCUAGACAAGUUGAAAAACUAUUACAGACAAGGGGGAGAGAGUAGCAGUCUCCCCAAACUGCUUCAGGAUUACACGCAGGUGGUCCUGGACAUCACAUUCUAUGAGGAGAACAGACUGGUUGAUCAGGAGUUCCCUGAGGAGAGCUCCCCGUUUAAGAUCCAGCAGCUGCUGCAGGACCUGACUGAGCCGGAGGUGCUGGCUGGGAGGUUGGCGCCUACCCAGGAGGUGCAGUCUGUACUAGGGCUGGAGCUGCUGGAGUGUCUGUACUGGAGACGGGGAGCUCUCCUCUACAUGUACUGCCACACCCUUCAUCAGAGGAAACAAUGGAUCAAGAAGAACAAAGCCACAUUCCUUAAGUGUCUGCAAGAAGGUGUGCGAUACCUCAUGAGAAUGCUGCAAGUGAGAAACUCAGUGAAGCUUAAUGACGGUGUCGUUUUUCACGACUCUGCAACUGCCAAUUUUCUGGCUGAAGGUAUCUUCUCAGACACCCAUUUGCUGACCAUGAUGUACAUAGGAGAGAUGUGUUUCUGGGCGGUAAAGUAUGAGGACUGCAGCAUGGACACGACGGAGCGGAAGGAGGAGCGGCUGCAGUUUCGGGACAUCGGCACUCAGAUCCUGCAUAAGUAUGUCCUGGCAUGUGAGGGGCCCCUCCAGGGCCAAGGCUGGAACACAGAGAACGCCAAGGAAAUCCUUAGUAUUUUACAGUAAUUUAAAACAACUGGGCACAGCUGCAAGGAAUUGUAGAGUUUUACCUUUCUUAAUGAAGGUAAAAUGCUUGAAAAAAAAAAAAACAAAAAGAAACAUUUAAAAAAAAUAAAAUAAAAAUUA
Molecule: messenger RNA, 954 nt
Organism: Chanos chanos (milkfish)
Lineage: Eukaryota; Metazoa; Chordata; Actinopteri; Gonorynchiformes; Chanidae
Gene: rimoc1
Product: rab7a interacting mon1-ccz1 complex subunit 1
Exons: 6
Coding region: 1-834 (277 amino acids)
Biological process (GO): mitophagy
Source: RefSeq, a predicted model, not a curated record